This is a messenger RNA of Microtus ochrogaster (prairie vole), 1247 nucleotides long. RefSeq names its product zinc finger MYND-type containing 19 (gene Zmynd19). NCBI's taxonomy places the organism in Eukaryota, Metazoa, Chordata, Mammalia, Rodentia, Cricetidae. The transcript has 6 exons. Bases 120 to 794 code for a protein of 224 amino acids. The record is from RefSeq and is a predicted model, not a curated record. Gene Ontology annotation, cellular component: synapse; membrane; cytoplasm.
CCCGCCCGGCCUGACCCCGGCCCCGGCCUGACCCGGAGUUCCGCGGCCUCGCUCCGGCCCGGCCCGGUCAGGAGCCUCCGGAGGGAGCGGCUCCGCCUGCCGAGAGCGCAGGCCCGGCCAUGACCGACUUUAAAUUGGGCAUCGUGCGGCUCGGCCGGGUGGCCGGAAAGGUAAGCGAAACCCUGCUUUCCAACAGACCUACUCUGCUUUAUGCUCCUCAGGCUCGAAUGGAAGUAGAUGCCGAUGGAAAUGGUGCUAAGAUAUUUGCAUAUGCCUUCGACAAAAACCGAGGAAGGGGCUCAGGCAGGCUUCUGCAUGAGCUACUGUGGGAACGACACAGGGGAGGUGUGGCUCCCGGGUUUCAGGUGGUACAUCUCAAUGCUGUGACUGUGGACAAUCGUCUGGACAACCUGCAGUUGGUACCAUGGGGCUGGCGACCCAAAGCUGAAGAGACCUCCAGCAAACAAAGGGAGCAAAGCUUAUACUGGCUUGCGAUCCAGCAGCUUCCCACAGACCCUAUAGAAGAACAGUUCCCUGUCCUGAAUGUGACCCGGUACUAUAAUGCCAAUGGAGAUGUGGUGGAAGAGGAAGAGAAUUCCUGUACCUACUAUGAGUGUCACUAUCCUCCUUGUACAGUGAUUGAGAAGCAGCUUCGGGAGUUCAAUAUCUGUGGGCGUUGCCAGGUGGCUCGAUAUUGUGGCUCUCAGUGCCAGCAGAAGGACUGGCCUGCCCACAAGAAGCACUGUCGGGAGAGGAAGCGUCCGUUUCAGCAUGAGCUUGAGCCUGAGCGAUGACGGGCUGAAGUGCUGCCACUGCUGCAGGUUCAAGGUUUCCAGCUCGUAAUGAGCACAGUGGAAGAUAGACUGGCAGUUGAACCUGGAGGUGCCAAAGAAGCCAGCAAUGGAUCCAGAGCAGCUGCCAUAAGACCUCACAGCAACAUGAAGCCUGUGGGGACAGUGCCCCUCCAGUGUUCACCCCUAGCAGAGACAACGGGAGGCUCCCUAGGACCUUUCUCAUUAUUUAUAUGUUAAUAUGUUUGUAAACUCAUGUACAGUUUUUUUGGGGGGAAAGUGAGGGGAGGGUUAGAAACUUCAAAUAGAAUCAUUUGUUGUAUUCCUCAAAUGGUAAACAGUCGACACUCGGCUAGAAACUGUCAUGUAGUCAAGCUUCUCCUGGGGUUGGGAAUCCACUAAGAGGCAUGCACAGAGUCAUGUCUAAACAGGCAGAGUAAAGGGGUAGAAUCAUCA